CCAUCUGGAGAACAGUGGAAAAAACGGUGGGAGUCGGUACAGGUCUCGAACGGUUGGCAAUCAUAAGAUCUACUUCAACGAUAAGGACCUGGUCGUCCGGCCGAGGCGAUCCCGCCGUCUCCGCAACGAGCAGCAACAGCAACAGCAGCUCGAUAGGGAUAGCUACGGAAAGUACUACUGAGCGCCACCCAUGGAAAGGCGCCUGAAAACGUGACUCAUCUAGAUAGAUAUCGUAGAAAGUAGUAAUUGAAUUACCCAACCAAAAGCGACGUUCGCCGUUUCGGUUAACCUCAGAUAGGAAUCUUAUCAGCGAAUCAAUCAGCCCCACCCUUCAAAUCUUCGAUUGCUCACGCAAUUAGUGGAAUUAAAUCCUUCCUUGUCCUGUCCCGUUCGACGAACAAGUUCGCUGACCCUUCACGCGCGGUACAAAUCCAUCACACUAAAGAGGGGGAGUAACAGAAAACCACUUGUCGCAACUACAGAGCCACGCGCUGCUAGGGUGGUUCCGAGGACAACGAUGGCAUGGUAGAAUUGAUCUUAUUCCCUGGAACGAACAUUUGAGACUUGCAUCGUGCACCAAUGACCAUUCAGGAAAGCCGAAGCAGCACCAGCACCCACACGACGCCACACAGUUCAAGUUCAAGCGCCUCCAACAACUCAACCACGACCAAUCCCGGAAGUAGCAAUGCGAUAGUGACGGUGCCACUCGUUUCGAGUAAUGGUUCCAGCAGUGCAUCAGCAGGGUCGGCUGCCAGCACCGCUUCCAGCCAUCCGAUGGACAACGAACUAGCCGGGGGAGAGGUGGACAACAACAAUCACUACCGAGGCGAGAAGCCCCUACAAAAUGGCUGCGAAGACAAGUGGAGCUGGAGCAAGCGGGACCGCUCGAAGGAGGUGUGGCUCAGUGGGUCCAACAAUCGUACGGUGCACUUCCAUCCCAACUGGAGCAAGGGCACGGCAGGGAUUCGGGGCACCCGGGUGCUCAACAAUGGCCGCUACUACUGGGAGCUAAGUGUGUCACAGCGGGUCUUUGGGACGAGUAUGAUGUUCGGAAUUGGAACCAAGAAGGCACGGUUGCAUGUGAACGCCUUCACCAAUCUACUCGGAGAGGACAAAAACGGAUGGGGCCUGUCGCACAAAGGACUUCUGUGGCACGGUGGCGCGGCCCGGAACUACACCAAGCGGUUCAAGGAGAAUCAGGCUACCAGGAUUGGCAUCCUGUUCGAUGGGAUCGCUGGGACGUUGACGUACUACAAGGAUGAGGUGUGCCUAGGGAUUGCCUUCCGGGGGUUGAAUGAGAUCCGAGAGCCCCUGUACCCGAUCGUAUGUUCGACGGCCGCCAAGACCGAGAUGGUACUGACGGAAUCGCGGCGAGAUUUCGUGAAUCUGCAGGAUCGCUGCCGGGCGAUCAUCAUCAAACACAUCAAAACCCGCGAGAAGCUGGACCGACUGACGCUUCCUUACUGCAUUACCAACUAUCUGGCCGAUGCGCUAUCCGAUUGCAGCACUCCGGUGAUGCCGCUGGAGCAGCAGCUGAUCGACUACUAUCUGUUCUAGUGUAAUCCCUUGGCGCAGAGGGCAGUUCUUCCCAGCUUUUUCUGCCCAUUUACGACGGGCAUCAUUCCAGUGCUAGCUGUUUAAUAGUUGUUAUUUUGAUAGAUGAAUUCUCAAUUUAUUAUGAUUAUUGUAUACCAAUUUUUUGUUGAUCUUGUCAAGAAGCCGUACUCCAAAAAUGCGAAUCAGUUUCGCUUUGAACUAGUCAUAGUCUUAGUGUUAGUAUUUAUUGGCAUUAUUUAUUUGUUGUUUGGUAUGGUAUUUUUGUCUGAAUCGAUUCAAUGCUUCUAGUCACUGUGUAGACUGAUCGAGUACGAUCGAAUCAUUUUGUUUUUCCAAAGCCACAACAAAGCAUCAUCAAGGUGAUUCUGCGUGGCGAAACGAGUGAAAUUCUAGUCAUUUUGCGGGAACAUAUAUAAGAAAACGCAAAUCCAAAAUUCUAGGUGUGUGUAAUAGAAAUCAAUCUAGUCUGUAGGCCAUAAAUCUUCAUGCACAUACUCGUAAAUACAUACACUCUAUUGGAGCGUAUAAAUAGUUUACGAUGAUCUGUAGAGCUCUGUAUUAUGUAAAUGCUAAAACAAGGACGAUUGCUUGGCAGAAGCGACGAAAAGACAAAAUGUAUAGAUCCAACAACAGGAUAGGAGGUAGUGGCAUUCAAACACUAAAACAGAGUUCUAAACCUUUGUGAUGUAGCUGUAAAUAUCGGUGUCGUAUAUGCAGCAAGUUCAAAAAAGGAUAUCAAAAGGAGGCAGAGAGAUAGAGAGCAGGAUAUAGAGCGAGCGAAGCAUGGAAAGCGGUAUGACUGGAGCGAUGAAUGAUUUAGAUUUUGCGGAAGCUUUGUGACGGUGAUUGCAAGUUUUCUCUAAUUGUCUGACGACCGUCGCGAAAUGAUUGACGAUUGAGUAGUGAGCAGUGUGGUUGGCAUAGAAUAGAUGACUGUUGGAGUUCAAUUAUUUGAUGGAUCUUCGUGAUGUUGAUUUGUGUUAUUCAGGAGCAUUUGUAUGAAUGUGUUAUUUUGGGUGAGUUGUUAUGUAGGCAGAACUAUAUUGGACUAUAAAUGGUAAAAUUUGGCUAUUAUUUAUUAGUUUCAAAAUUGACGGAAUCGACUGCUGCUAGUGGUUUGCUGGGGUUGCUCUUGAAUGAUAGUGAUAUAUGAUAUACAAUACUUUUGCAUUUACUGUUCUAUUGCAUUGUACACUAAUGCAGUCAGUUUUAUUUUUUGCAAUGCUCGUGUAAAUUUUCAUUAAUUUCGUCAUUCUAUCGACAUGUUUACAUUCCACGGUAAAUGCCAUCCGCAAUACUGCGAAUGAUUAUCGCAUUACUCGAGCUCUUUAACAAUAUGGAUUCGAAUUUUGGAUGAUUGUCUUAAGGUUGACUUCGUCGUCAGAUGAUGAACAUCCAUAUGUCUGUAAUCCAAAUAAAAGAUGGAUUUUAUUUGAAAUUUGAAAUUUGAUUAUGAUUGUACAUUGGCUUAGCAUUUUAAUUGAUUCGCCUACCCGGCUCUUCAUCUUUGUUUCAUUGGAUAUUCUAAUUUAAUGUUUGCGUUUUUCAACUAGUUUUCAGAAUGCCCCUUUGGGGGUGUGUUUUGUUUGAAUUGGGAAAAAUGAGAUAACCUACCUAACUACGAGUAUAACUUAACCUAACGUGCACAUAUGAUCUAACCUCAGACAGGUGUCUCUGAACCUUUCCAGGAGGAAUACUCUCCGUUCUUCUAAUUCUGAAUUCCAGUCAGGAGGUGGACCUCAGACUUUCGAGUCCGCGGUGGGGGACCGUUUAGGAUUAUCAUAAGGAUCUUGUUCUGGAUCCUUUGCAGUUUAAGAUGAUGGCAGGGCUGGCAAAUUUCAUUUUCAAUGAAAGAUCUCACGCGAUAUUUACAGAGAUACUUCUGUCAUAGUCAUCGGACAGAACGUGACAGUGUUGUGAUCAUCGUGAUUACUAGCUCAUUUAUUGCUAUUAAAGUUUCUUAUACAGAGGAAAUCUUAAAAAUAUAUUCACUCUAACGAUUACAUUCGGUUGCUUGCUUAAAUUCGUCUAAAUCAGUUAGAAAUGUUGAUGUCAAAACCGCAUAAGAAUUAUUCUCGUGAGUGCUUGAUCAUUGGAAAUUGACAAGAAAGCUCAUGAUAGGUAGUUUCCCCGAGUAGCACACUUUCAUCAAAAUAAGUUACAGCAACUUGUUUAUGCCUGAAAUAAGUCGUAUAUAAGUUUCUACAAUUGAUUUCGUCGUCUCGUGAUAGUGAGAGGACCUGUUUUCACAUUGUCACAUGACGACCGUGAUAUUUACCAGCUCUGAUGAUGGCAUUUAGAACAACUCUCCCAGAUUGAUCUAAAUGCCAUACCAUCCACAAUAACAGGUAGCAUUAGUUGUCUAUAGACUUACAUUACCUUACCAAUCAGGGUAAGGCCUUGUUGUCCUCUGCUGUCCGAAGAAGUCGUCUCCACUCUACUCGAUCCAUGGCCACUUUUCACCAGCCUCGUAGUCUGCGAAGGGUCGCCUUCUACUUGGUCGAUCCACCUUGCCCACUGCGUGCCUCUUCUUCUUGUUCCUGUUGAGUCGCUUUCGAAAUCCAUUUUCACUGGGUCGUCGUGUGGCAUUAUUAUGACGUGCCCAGCCCACUGUAAGCGCCCAAUUUUUACAAUGUGGACGAUGGAUGGUUCUCCUAGCAGCUGGUGCAAUUCGUGGCUCAUUCGCCACCUCCACGAUCCGUCAUCCAUCUGCACUCCACCGUAAAUGGUACGAAACACCUUCCGUUCGAAAACACCAAGGGCGCGUUUGGUCCUCCACGAGCAUAGUCCAGGUCUUGUGGCCGUAGAGGACCACCGGUCUAAUCAGCGUCUUGUAGAUAGUCAAGUUCGUGCGGCGGCGAAUUUUAUUCGAACGGAGCGUCCUCCAGAGUCCAAAGUAGGCACGAUUCCCUUCCAUAAUGCGUCUUUGAAUUUCUCUGCUGGUAUCAUUUUCGGCGGUCACCAGUGAGCCCAAAUAUACGAACUCAUCGACCACCUCGAUUUCGUCACCGUCAAUCUGAACUCGGGGUGGGAGGGUAACAUUGUCUUCCCUAGAACCUCUUCCUUUCAUGUAUUUUGUCUUCGAUGCGUUGAUGGCAAGUCCAAUUCGCCUAGCUUCAGCCUUCAGUCUGAUGUACAUUUCCGCCAUCAUCUCAAAGUUCCGUGCCAUAAUGUCAAUGUCAUCGGCGAAGCCGAGAAGCUGGAUGGACUUCCUGAAGAUCGUGCCACUCGUGUCUAUCCCAGCUCUUCUGAUCACACCUUCUAACGCGAUGUUGAAUAGCAGAUACGAAAGUCCAUCCGUAACCCCCUCGAGAUUCAAAAGGACUCGAGAGUGUCCCCGAAAAUCGAACAACGCACAUCACUCGAUCCAUCGUUGCCUUGACCAAUCGCGUCAGUUUAUCCGGAAAUCCGUACGUAGUCUGCCAUAGCUGAUCUCGAUCGAUUGUGUCGUAUGCGGAUUUGAAAUCGAUGAACAAAUGAUGUGUGGGCACGUUGUAUUCGCGUCAUUUCUGCAGAACCUGCUGUGAAAAUUUGGUCCAUGGUAGCGCGGGUACUCAUGAAUUCCGCCUGGUAUUGCCCCACGAACUCUCUUGGAAAUGAUGUUUAGCUAUAGAAAGAAAUCUUAUUUUUCAGGGAUAAGGUGGACUUUCGAUUGAUAAGCGUAUACAGUGAUCUUAUCAAUAUGUUACACUUGGUGUUAGUUUUGUCAAUGUCAAUGCAAAGAAGCUUGCUGUCUAGUGUUAGUCCGAGGUACACAACCUCUUUGGACCAUUCCACCACUGAGCCGUUUAAGCAUAUCUUAUUGUUUUCAGACGUCUUGGAUAUUGGGAAUGUGAAAAUUUAAUGUCCUGGGUCUUCGCCGCAUUGAUACAGAUCUUUCAAUUGUUGAAAUACUCAGACAGGACAUCCAAGCCUCUCUGAAGUUUGGCAGUAAGAGCUCCGAUGACCCUUCCCUUGUACAAACUUAGAUUUUUUUUGCCGAGAUGGACACCACCGAGCAGCCCGGCAUUUUAUUUUGCUGGAUCUCAGUGAAAAAUUUGCCGAGAUUAAGCAUGCUAUGCUUGUUAGCUGAGAUCUCGGCAAAUUUCCCGUGUGUUAGCUAAAUCUCUUCAAGUUUUUCACUGAGAUCCAGCUAAAUGAAAUGCCGACCUGCUCGAUGGUACUCAUCUUGGCAAAUUAAUCCAACUGUGUAGACGAUGGAUGUAUCAUCUGCAAAUAGACACAACGUUCCACCAUCUGGGAGAGCUGGAAUGUCGGACAUGAACAAGUUGAAGAGGAUGGGCCCAAGCAUACUUCCUUGCGCAACGCCCUCACCAAAGUUGAGAUACUUGGAAUGUCCUGUCUGAGAGGUAAUUUUGGAUGAUCUUCACGAGGAAGAUUGGAAGACCGAGGCCAUCAUGCCAGACAUUAUCAACGUCUAACAAUGCAAUGGUAGAUGUUUUGAAUACCGACUUGUUCCGCCUGAGCAUAUUGGUUACUCGAGUCAGUUGGUGAGUAGUCGACCUACCUUGUCGAAAACCAAACUGCUCCUCGAAUAAGAUGUUAUUUUCGUCGGCAGAUGUUAGAAGCUUUGAUAACCCUAAGAGAAGGCUGAUAGCUCUGUAGCUGAAGGAAGAGGAUGCUUCCCAGGUUUACGGAUAGGUAUGACUUUAGCUAACUUUCAACCAGGCUUGCUGAAACUCCUCAAAAUCACUGGAGGUUUUGAAACACUCUUGUCCUGCGAGUUUAGUCAGCCCUCACCUCGAGUGAGUGGCGGCAGGAAUAUGGAAGGAGUGAUGUGAUGUGAAUAGAACCCACCAUCAGUGCAAGGAUUACCUA
This is a messenger RNA of Ochlerotatus camptorhynchus, 6375 nucleotides long. RefSeq names its product SP555 (gene SP555). The transcript has 3 exons. The record is from RefSeq and is a predicted model, not a curated record. Gene Ontology annotation, cellular component: SCF ubiquitin ligase complex. Lineage: Eukaryota; Metazoa; Arthropoda; Insecta; Diptera; Culicidae. Gene Ontology annotation, biological process: proteasome-mediated ubiquitin-dependent protein catabolic process. Gene Ontology annotation, molecular function: protein binding. The coding region runs from base 580 to 1557 and encodes 325 amino acids.